Molecule: messenger RNA, 969 nt
Organism: Salvelinus fontinalis (brook trout)
Lineage: Eukaryota; Metazoa; Chordata; Actinopteri; Salmoniformes; Salmonidae
Product: NADH dehydrogenase [ubiquinone] 1 beta subcomplex subunit 10-like
Exons: 4
Coding region: 83-595 (170 amino acids)
Source: RefSeq, a predicted model, not a curated record
AGUUCCUCCUACGCAUGCGCAUAAGCGUAGAAGAGGUCGAAUUGAAGAAGUUUCAUUUUUUUCUUUAACAAAAAACAGCAAAAUGCCAUCGGACUAUGAUAAAGAUGCGUAUCCAGAGCCUCCCCGCCAGACUCCAAUCGUGGACAAGCAGACGACCCUUCCCAACCCAGCCCUGAUUUUGACUAAACUCUUCUAUUAUUCCGUGGACCUCCCUGUCACCACAUUCAGAGAACUUGUAGAGGGCAUCCACUCCGGCAACAAGUACAACUACUACCACCAGAAGUUCCGCCGUGUCCCCGAGCUGACCGAGUGCACAGAGGGAGACUACACCUGUUACUAUGAGGCUGAGAUGCAGUGGAGGAGAGAUCAUAAGGUGGACCAGGAGAUCGUGAAGGUGGUCCAGGAGCGUCUGAGGGCCUGCCAGCAGAGGGAGGGUACCAGCUACCACCAGAACUGUUCCAAGGAGCUGCAGCAGUUUGCAGACGUGGCCAAGGCCUACCAGUCACGCUAUGGGGAUCUGGGUGCCUACGCCAGCUCAAGGAAAUGUCUGAUGAAGCAGAAAGACAGGAUGAUGGCGGCCGAGGCAAAAGCUUAAACAAGAUAACCCCUAAUCACUCUGUUCCAAGUCUCUCUUCUAUGUAUGAAAUGUAGAGUAAAUAUGUUUAUUGGGAAAAAGAACUGUCCUCAUUGUAUUGUUUAACUGUAGUAACAGACAACUUUUUGAAUGAGCUGCAUUUACCCUUGACUCCAGCAGUUUUUAGCCUUCUCCAGAACUCAAACCAUUCUUGAAUAGGAACUGUUGUGGUCUAGUCCCGCAAGUACACUGCCACAAGUAGUACUGAAUCUCAAUGUAUUUGAUUGCGCGUCCCUGCUCCUCACUUGAUCAAAACGCAUUGGGGUCUGAGCGGAAAAGCAUUGAAUAUUCUCCUAAUUUCAAGGGGACACAGAAUACAAGAAAUCUGACUCAUU